UGUCUAUUGUUUUUAUUGUGUUCUGUUCUAAGCUAUGGGUUCAUUAUGGAUAUUUCUAUUCUAUUUUCUAUUCUAUCAUAUUCUAAUGUAUUCAAGCAGUAGACAAUACAUAAAAAUCAUUAGAUAUUCUCAAACUACAGUUCCCAUAAGGCACCGUUCAGAAUAGAAUCAGCAUUGGCCACUCCUCCUCCUCCAGUGUGUAUGUUAUGAACUUUGCUCUGCCGUAUUUUUUUCUGUAGGGUUGUAUGUUUGAGCUCAAGUUUGAAACAUUGAUGCUUCUGAACCUGCUGGAGAUGAUCAUGGGAAGCACGUUGGCUAAAUGUGCAGCCAUCGACCUGGCCGUGCAGUGGGUCGGAUGGGGACUAGCGUCUACUCUCAAAACUGAAAAGUUUUACGACUUGGCAGGAUCUGGUACCUAUAUAUUGCUGGCUCAUCUGAGUCGUGUAUGGGGCGGAAAUGGACACCUUAGGCAGAACGUACAAACUGGACUUGUUACUGCCUGGGGACUGAGACUCGGGACAUUUCUCUUUCUUAGAAUCUUAAAGGAAGGACAAGACCGGAGGUUUAACAAUGUCAGAGACAGCCCUGGGACAUUCUUUGUGUACUGGACCAUGCAAGCUCUGUGGGUAUUUGUUACCCUCUUGCCCACCCUAAUUCUAAACAGUGAGAGAAGAGACCAGCCCCUUGGCCCACGUGACUACAUCGGUUGGGGAAUAUGGGGGCUGGGUUUUGCUACAGAGGCCAUUGCCGACCAGCAGAAGUGGAAUUUUAAGAGUGAUCCAGAUAAUGCUGGAAAGUUUAUUCGUCAUGGACUGUGGGCAUACAGCAGACAUCCAAACUACCUGGGGGAGAUCCUGCAAUGGUCAGGGCUGUUUCUGUCCGCUUCCUCCGUCAUGAGGGGACCUCAAUACCUCAGCGCGGUUUCUCCGCUCUUCGUCUGGUUCUUACUGAGACACGUUAGUGGGAUCCCCAUCCUUGAGAAGCAAGCUAUGAAGAAAUGGGGAUCAGACCCGGCUUUUCAGAACUACAUCAAGAACACUCCCCUCCUAUGGCCCUUCCCCAAGUUUAAAGGAGAAUAAAGCAUAUUUACAGCACUUGCUCAUGACAAAUGAAAGCUUAUGUGAAUGUCUGAUAUACACACCAAAGUGAGAGCAAAACCUCAGUCCUAGAUCAAGUUUCUUAGUUAUAACAGUUUCAGUACACCUACUAUCCUUUCUUCAAGAAAUCCUCUAAUACUUUUUCCAUUGAUUCAACUACCCAGUCUUAGUUGAAUCAGUCUUAGUGAUUUUUUUAUGCAUUUUAAAUGUGAACAUUUACAUCCCACCACUUUUAACUCUAAACCCCAAUGCAGUGUUGUUGUUUUUUCCAAAAAUGGCACAAUGGACUGGCAAUAAAUGAAUGUAUUUUACAAACA
Molecule: messenger RNA, 1414 nt
Organism: Pimephales promelas (fathead minnow)
Lineage: Eukaryota; Metazoa; Chordata; Actinopteri; Cypriniformes; Leuciscidae
Cellular component (GO): membrane
Source: RefSeq, a predicted model, not a curated record